Glycine soja is the source of this 1724-nucleotide messenger RNA. Its product is annotated as tubulin alpha-3 chain-like. The coding region runs from base 168 to 1520 and encodes 450 amino acids. The record is from RefSeq and is a predicted model, not a curated record. Gene Ontology annotation, molecular function: structural constituent of cytoskeleton; GTP binding. NCBI's taxonomy places the organism in Eukaryota, Viridiplantae, Streptophyta, Magnoliopsida, Fabales, Fabaceae. The transcript has 4 exons. Gene Ontology annotation, biological process: mitotic cell cycle; microtubule cytoskeleton organization. Gene Ontology annotation, cellular component: microtubule; cytoplasm.
ACGAAAAAAAAGCGAAGCACAGCACAGCACUGCACUCUUCGCAACACAACAAAAAAAGACAACCCAGAGAGCGCGUCUUAAUAAACGCUCUUCUCUGAAAACCCCCAUUUCUUUUCUUCUUUCUUCUUCUCUUUCGCUUCUUCGAUCUUCGAUCUUCGUCGCUGAAAAUGAGAGAGUGCAUUUCAAUCCACAUCGGCCAGGCCGGGAUUCAGGUUGGAAACGCCUGCUGGGAGCUUUACUGCCUCGAACACGGCAUUCAGCCUGAUGGGCAGAUGCCAAGUGACAAGACCGUUGGUGGAGGUGAUGAUGCUUUCAACACCUUCUUCAGUGAAACUGGGGCAGGAAAGCACGUGCCCCGCGCGAUUUUUGUAGAUCUUGAGCCCACUGUGAUUGAUGAGGUUAGGACUGGGACAUACCGCCAACUAUUCCAUCCUGAGCAGCUCAUUAGUGGAAAGGAGGAUGCAGCAAACAACUUUGCCCGUGGCCACUAUACCAUUGGAAAGGAGAUUGUUGAGCUUUGCUUGGACCGCAUCAGAAAGCUUGCUGACAACUGCACAGGUCUCCAAGGUUUUCUGGUUUUCAAUGCUGUGGGUGGGGGAACUGGCUCUGGACUUGGUUCCCUUUUGCUGGAACGCCUUUCAGUGGACUAUGGCAAGAAGUCCAAGCUUGGUUUCACUGUCUAUCCUUCACCCCAAGUUUCGACCUCUGUUGUUGAGCCUUACAACAGUGUCCUCUCCACUCAUUCUCUUCUUGAGCACACUGAUGUGGCUGUCCUGCUCGACAAUGAAGCCAUUUAUGACAUCUGCAGGCGUUCACUGGACAUUGAGAGGCCAACCUACACCAACCUUAAUCGUUUAGUUUCUCAGGUGAUAUCAUCACUGACUGCUUCCCUGAGGUUUGAUGGAGCCUUGAAUGUUGAUGUCAAUGAAUUCCAGACCAACCUUGUGCCAUACCCCAGGAUUCAUUUUAUGCUUUCAUCUUAUGCUCCUGUAAUUUCAGCCGAGAAGGCUCACCAUGAGCAGCUAUCAGUUGGUGAAAUCACCAACAGUGCAUUCGAGCCAUCAUCUAUGAUGGCCAAGUGUGAUCCCCGCCAUGGCAAAUACAUGGCGUGCUGUCUCAUGUACAGAGGUGACGUAGUGCCUAAAGAUGUUAAUGCAGCUGUUGGAAUUAUCAAGACCAAGCGCACUAUUCAAUUUGUUGACUGGUGCCCCACCGGGUUCAAGUGUGGAAUCAAUUACCAGCCUCCGACUGUUGUUCCAGGUGGUGAUCUUGCCAAGGUUCAGAGGGCCGUGUGCAUGAUCUCCAAUUCCACCAGUGUUGUUGAGGUCUUCUCUCGCAUCGACCACAAAUUUGACCUCAUGUAUGCCAAGAGGGCGUUCGUUCAUUGGUAUGUUGGUGAGGGUAUGGAAGAGGGGGAGUUCUCUGAGGCCCGUGAAGAUCUUGCUGCCCUGGAGAAGGAUUAUGAGGAAGUUGGUGCAGAGGCAACUGAAGAUGGUGAUGAAGGAGAGGAUUAUGAUUAGAAGUUUGCACUAUUAUGUUACUUUCUGUGUUGUUUUUCUUCUCGUGCUCUGUGUAUCGUUGUACUUUCCGUGGAACUUGCCUUGUUCCGGUACUUUUGGAGCUUUAUGUGAAGUGUGGUGAAAACAUUUAUUUGAAAUUGCUUGGUGAAAUUUAGAGUUUUAAAUGUAUUAAACUUUGGGAACGAUUUUUUCAUAUCUCUGAAA